CUUAGAAGAAACAAGUUGUUACGGAAGAAGAAAACUGAAGAUCGCACUCUCGGCAUUGAUAGUAAAGUACGGCCUUGCUUGGAGAAACGAUACGGUUUGGAAUCGGUCGCAAGGCCGUGCAAGGACGUUUUUCUCCAUUUCCUAUAUAUUAUAUUAUUCGCGAAUCAAAAUUUUUGUUUGUGGAUUUUUUUGAUUUUUUUUCUUUGCACGUCAGGAAUUAUUGUAAUUUUAAGCUAAAUACAAGAUGCCAUACAUAAUACUCUUGACAACAAUUAUUCUCCUAAUUACGAGUACAAUAGGAGCCCCGACAUUUCUUGAAAACGAUCGUCAGACAAGAAAUUUGGCUUAUUUCGAUUACAUUCAGCCCGAAAUCAAUUACGGGCCUUACGAGGCUCUCACGAACGAAGACGAUUACGACGAGUCCAUAGAAGAAAACGAAUUGAGCAGAACCGUUCCAGCUAGAAAACGGUUGAGGAAUCCUCAAUAUAAUUCGCCUAUUUAUUAUAUUAGGUUGCCUCCUCAGCCUUACAUGUUUGUACCAGGUUUAGGGUACGUGUCUCAACCGCCUCCAAAUCCCGUGUCGCAAUUCGUCAACAUCCCAGUGAGUUUUGUCUCGAACGGCAAACCAAAUGGAAUUUACCAAUGGACAGGCGGCAUUGAUAUACCAACGGCUGCACCGCCAUCCACCACCCCGAAACCCAAGCCAAGACCUGCAAAGAAACCUUUGAAACCCGACUCCAAUAUUCACAGAAUUCCAGGACAGUUUACCUUCAACGGACGACCCGAAGAUAUUUUUGUACUUAGAGAUUCGAAUCGUGAGACUUUUGUUGUUAAAUUUUAG
Messenger RNA from Ceutorhynchus assimilis (cabbage seed weevil), 841 nucleotides. The record is from the annotation of a GenBank genome assembly. NCBI's taxonomy places the organism in Eukaryota, Metazoa, Arthropoda, Insecta, Coleoptera, Curculionidae.